AUGGAAUCCAACCGAUCCUCGAACGAUUACACUCCAGAGGAGCUUGAAGCUGCCGCAGGUUUCCUACAAUUAUUUGACACACCAAUCGAUUUCAGCCCAAGCAGUUGGUCUCUUGAAGCCGGGACUGAAAGCAAACUCCCUGCUUGUGAUAACGGAUUGGCAGACACAUCAAUCGAUUCUGCUGCGCCCUUGGCCUCAACCCACCCCCUGCCUCUGACUAGCACCGAGCCAAGUUCCAAAACAUGGUUUCACGGCCUUCUCGGGCGCGUACCCUUGAAAAAGUUCUUGCGUUUCGGCCUGAGGACUGCUCAGCUUGACGCAGAAGGGGAACGUCGUCUCGAGGCUCUACUAGUCGAGAUGCCAGAGAGAUCCUGUGUACAGGAGGCAGCUUGGUAUUUGGAAGAGAACAAGUGGAACGUGAACGAUGCAAUCGCACAAUACAAGGAGGACGAAGCCGCUCGUGCAAGUCAAAACAGCACCGAAUACCAACAAGCUCUCCAAGCAGCGAACACGGUCACGAAACAAAACUUUAGCCAUGAUCUUCUAGACUUCCGCAUCAAGGAAACUGUUGGAACGCGCCGUUAUACAUUCCCAGGAGCUGAAGAGUUCGACAUCGACAACCCGGACCACCUGCGUGCACUGAAUCACUGGCGGGCCGACCUGGCUCGAGUGCGUGGACCCCUGCCAAACAUCCCUGUGCCGACAGGCACCGACAAAUACUGGAAAAAGGGUGAAGAGCGCUAUCUGCAAUAUCGGUACGCUAAUAAGAAGGAUGAAUAUGCCGUUGGCGCGCUACCUGACAUGGCGAAGCUGGUUGACGAAUUGAACUAUGUCACUGUCGGUCGCUAUAUGCCUGAGAAAGUCAUUCCUUGCGCUGGACGCACCGUUACCAGUGCUAACGCGUGGCUCGACCGCACCUGGAAGAGAGACAGCCAAGGCAAUCGUAUCAUCCACCAGCAGCGAUACAUAUCGGCUAUCAAAAUCUUGAACAGGCGUGAUGAGGAACAGGCGGAGUAUGAUCGGUUUGUGAAUUGA
Messenger RNA from Exophiala aquamarina CBS 119918, 1035 nucleotides. RefSeq lists its product as uncharacterized. The record is from RefSeq and is a predicted model, not a curated record. The transcript has a single exon. Bases 1 to 1035 code for a protein of 344 amino acids. Lineage: Eukaryota; Fungi; Ascomycota; Eurotiomycetes; Chaetothyriales; Herpotrichiellaceae.